AUGCAUCUUACAUGACACUUAUUUCUAGUUUCUUCGUUAAAAUGUUAAUAUAAUUUUAGACUACGACGUAAAAGAAACUAUUGUUUCUAACAAAUAAAACAAAAUCAGUAGCCAACCAUUUUUCAAACUAUGUCUACAAGCAGGUUAGAUGCUGUAUACCGAAGUAUACUCAUAACCAAAUUCUUUACGAAAGGUUGGGGUAAACCAGAGAAUUUAAGAAGGUUAUUUGAAUUCAGAAAAAUAGUUUCAAAUCGGGAUGAAUGCUAUAAGUUAGUAGAAAAAGACUACCCAGUUACUAUUACCAAGGAACAAAAUCUAUCGGACUGUAAACUCUUAGAGGGCUAUUUUCUCACACCGCUAGAGAAAUAUUUACCAGGAAUAGUUCCGGAGAUAGCACAGAAGGCACACUUCCAAGCUUUGUUGCCGUUACAUUGGCAGGAGAAAGGAUGCAAACCUGUCUGUCUUCAUCUAGCCGGCACAGGUGAUCAUUAUUUCUGGCGACGCAGAAAUCUGAUGGUGAAGCCGCUACUCAAGGAGGCGGGGAUUGGUGGCAUAAUAUUGGAGAAUCCAUUUUACGGUCUUCGCAAACCUACGGACCAAAUCCGCUCGUCUCUGCAUAAUGUGUCGGAUAUAUUUGUAAUGGGUGGUUGUCUAAUACUGGAAUCAUUGGUGCUAUUCCAUUGGUGCGAACGCAAUGGGCUUGGUCCUCUAGGCGUAACUGGACUCUCUAUGGGUGGACAUAUGGCGUCGUUAGCAGCAACAAAUUGGCCUAAGCCAUUAGUGCUUGUUCCCUGUCUGUCCUGGUCAACUGCUUCUGCUGUUUUCUUGCAGGGUGUUAUGUCACAUUCAAUAAACUGGGAUUUACUGGAAGAUCAAUAUUUAUCAGAUGGGGCUUAUCGAGAGAAAUUAUCUAAAAUGGUGACAAUUGUAGACGAGGCUUUUCUAGCUGGCAAGAAGUUUGCUCGAACGUACUCAGAGAAAGUCAAAUUAGGCAUACAGACGAACACGCAAAUAGAAAAACAGGAACAUUUAAUAAAAAGUUUGAAAUGUGAUUCUUAUAAAGAUUUAAUAAUAUGCCAAGAAAAUGAUAAAGUGAAGAAUGAAAAGACUAAAAAUAUAGAUUUAAAUACAAAAGUGCCUAUUAAAAUUGUCAAGUCCGAGGGUACGCGAGAAUUUGAUAAUUUAAAUAAAGAUUUAAAUUUAUUGCUGAAUGAAAAUAAAAUCAGUAAGACAUUACAUGAUAAGUUCACAUCUAACACGACAUUUGAAUUAGACGCGACAGACAUAUCAGAGAUAAAUAAAUUAAAUAAAAAAGAAUUAAAUAUGUUCUUAUUGAAAUUUAAAGUUGCCAGUGAUUCUGAUAAAAUACAAAAAUCGCCAGAAAAAGUUUUGGAUAACGCAAAAUUGAAACAAACGGAAAAAUUAAUUACCAGCGAAAUAUCUAGAAAUGAAUCUUCUUUGAAAUCUGUCAAAACAAAUACAGAAAAAUCAAAAGAAACGGAACAAACACGAAAUGAAAUUGUACAUAUCGAUAAAAAAUCGGAAAAGAAAUCAUGGAAUGUAUCCGAAAUGACAUCGGAUUUUUGGACGAAUUUACCAUUUUUGAAAUCAGGGAAGAAGAUAGAUAUAGGUAAAAUACAUUGGAGGGACAGAGAGGCGCUACAGUUCAUGAGGGGGAUAAUGGACGAAUGCACUCAUUUGAGCAAUUUCUCCGUGCCAUAUGAUACUUCUUUAAUUAUUGCGGUGUGUGCCAAACAUGAUGCGUACGUUCCUCGUGAGGACGUAGGCCGGCUGGAGGAGAUCUGGCCAGGCGCUGAGGUGCGUUACGUGGACGCUGGCCAUGUCUCCGCCUACAUCCUGCACCAGUCGGUUUUCAGGGCUUGUAUAAUAGAAGCAUUCGAACGAUCGAAGAAAAAAUGGAAGGAUGGAAAACACAUCGAAUGAUUUGUUGCCUUAUUUAUAUUGUGAGAAAGUUAUUUUCCAUCCAUUGCUAACUUUAUUUGGAACACGUGUUUCAAUGUCUUGCUCAAGUAAUUCUAAGGGAAUGAAUACUUACAUAUCCCUUUUACGACAAUUCGGAAAUUAAACAUUUCAUUUUUCGUAAUUCAAUACUACAUUUUGUGUCAGUAAAGUCGUAAAUUCCUGCUUGUUCAUUUUUAACGAUAAAAUAUUCUUUAACGUGUCUAUUAAAAUCUCAUCGUAAAUCUAUUACCGACCGAAAAUGUAAUCUGGUAAUUCAAAUUUUCGGACCAUAUUAGCAUUAACUCAUCAAAGAAUUUCGUGAUAUUAAAUAUAAAUAACCAUACCAUACCUACUGUAUACAUUGAACGUCCUAAAAGUAUAUAAUAUUGUAUACUUUAAGUAGAACUAUUUAUCAUCUUUCUAUGCGUUCCCUCCUCUGUCGAAUAAAGCAACACAUCUUAAAUGCAGAUGUCUAUGGGCAACGGUCACUUUACUGUUUUGGCGAUUUUAAGUGGCCGCUUGCUCUUUGCCACUAUUUGCUACGCGUACUUUAAUACGUCAUGAUAGUUUGUCUCUGUCGCACUUUAGUUUUCGCAUGUGUUUGUCCCUCUCACGCCAGAUCAGAGCACAAUUAACAAUAAAUAAUUUAACAAAUGAGGAGCAUCUGCAAGUGUAGUGCGUAAAAUAUGUGUCAUAUCAUUUUUAAAAAUGUUAUUUGCGCAAAAUCUGAAUUAUAUCAAAUAAUUAUAAAUAUAAAGUAUUU
Papilio xuthus (Asian swallowtail) is the source of this 2725-nucleotide messenger RNA. RefSeq lists its product as uncharacterized. The coding region runs from base 130 to 1944 and encodes 604 amino acids. Lineage: Eukaryota; Metazoa; Arthropoda; Insecta; Lepidoptera; Papilionidae. The transcript has 10 exons. The record is from RefSeq and is a predicted model, not a curated record.